AUGCGGGAGACCGGCGGCACGCCGCAGACGGUGCCGGCGGCGCGUGGGGCAGGCGCCGGCUGCGCGCGGGAGAAAGAGCCGGCGGCGCGUGGGGGAAGGCGCCGGCUGCGCGCGAGAGAAGGAUCCGGUGGCGCGUGGGGAUGGACCGGCGAAUCGCGGGGAAGGGGCCGGCGGCGGGUCGUUCUCGUGCGGGAGAUUGGGGAAAAAGUUGCCAGUGCAGACUACAUUCCUCCCCGCUAUGUUCUGGGAUUCAAGAAAGUAAACGAGUUUUUUUUGCUGCAGGGGGUGAGGCCGUUCGUGGAGCUUGCGCCGGCGACGGCGGUGGUGUGCUCUCUGGACUUCAAUGACUCGCUAGAGGAUACGUCCUUCACCGCUUACCCAUGGACGACGUUGAUGCUGUUCGAGCCAUUGGGGGUGGCCAUGCUGAUGACCAUGGGGAAGGCGGGCGGCGGUGGUGUCGUGGGAUCGGCCUGGUCGCGCUUCGUCUUCAGCAUGUCCGACAACGCGCUCAAGCCGUGGUAUCUGUCCACCACGCCGGCGGCGCCCGUGGCGGGACCGUGCUCCAUGGUGGCCUCUUCAAGUCCUUCCUUCGUCGGCGUGUCCCCGCUCACUGCACACUCCUUCUCAUUCGCCUCACCAGCCGCGCGCUCCAUUCCGCAGCCCGUCCAGCAGCACCGAGGUAGACCCAUGGGGCCGACACCGUCCGUAGCCAAGGGACACAAGGCUCCUUCUCCUGCUCCUAUAUUGACGCUGCCACCACUGCCGCAACAAUUCCUGAGGACGCCAUGGUCGUCGUUCCUGCAGUCCCCGUUCAUGUUCCGGAAGGACGGGCAGUCUAGCCAUGGGGAGCGGGAGCGCGAGUCCUUCAUGUUGUUCCUAGGCUUCUGCCGCCGGCCCUACGCACCCAUCGUCGACGAAAAGUUCUUGCUCCCUACGCAACCAUUGUCGAUGAAAAGCUCUGUGAAUUUUGACCGACUCCCGUGGUAG
Lolium perenne is the source of this 987-nucleotide messenger RNA. The record is from RefSeq and is a predicted model, not a curated record. NCBI's taxonomy places the organism in Eukaryota, Viridiplantae, Streptophyta, Magnoliopsida, Poales, Poaceae.